UACAAAAUGGAGAACCAAGCAAGCGAAUCCAUAGCUGAGCUCUUUGCAACCUGCAGCGACUUCUGCCGGCACUUACUGCGUCUUGUAACCCACAUGGCAGAUUGUAAUAAGUCAAGCCCAUGCAAAAAUUUUCAAGUUGACGUUCAUAUGCAGAGAUUUGCUUGCAUCAUUUCCAGCCAAUGAAUGUCUGAAUGUAUGGAGUCCUUGCAUGUCACCAAAUUUGGAUUAGAGAAAUGGGAAGAGAAAAGCACAAUCCAGAAUGGAAAAGGAAAGGAAUCCAUAAGUUGGGGGUGCAAUUCCCUGGCCAUUGCAAGGUCGUCAAGUGUCUUGGGGCAAGAUACUGAACACCCAGUUGCUGCGGAUGCUCCGUCAUCAGCAGCUUGCUCAACAUGAUCUUAAACCGUCUGCUGGUCGCACUCAGCACUUUGGAGGGAUGUGGGUGCGCACCGGAGUCCCACUUGCAUCCAUCACCUCCUCGGACAGUUGGCAGCAUCCAACCAGAGUGGAACUGAGACUUUUACGCACUGAUCUUGGUCCGCGAGUAAAGAAGACGCUUUAAAAUACAGGAUUUCUACUUUAUUGGUGGUGGUGAGUUACAGAGUGAAAAUGAUGAUCCUCUAUAGGCAUCGCAGUGGAAGCGUGUAACACGAUGAUCUUAUGAUGAUCGAUUGCGUUGAAAAAAAGGAUGCGCAAAUUUACGCACGGACUCAAAGGAUUUAAACGGGUGACACACCUUGGAUUGUGAUGACCGAGGCUUUGGUUUGUGAGUGCUUUGCCAGCAUGCAUCUGCAUCGCGCGCACUGAAAUUGACGCCAUCUAUCUACUCAUAUUCCAAGGCAAGAUUAAGAGGAGAGAGGGAAAUGAGCGAAAGCUGCAAACCAGCCAAAGAGCCCGGCUCGGCGCAGAGCCCUCCAUCGGAUGUCAUCGAGCUGAACGUGGGUGGGCAGGUAUACUACACCCGCCACGUCACACUGACCGCCUUCCCAAAUUCCCUACUCGGGAAGCUGUUCUCCAACAAGAAGGGCUCUUCCAAUGACCUGUCCCGUGACUUUCGAGGACGUUACUUCAUUGACCGAGAUGGCUUUUUGUUUCGGUACGUAUUGGAUUACCUGCGGGACAAGCAAGUCGUCCUCCCGGACCACUUUCCCGAGAGGGGAAGGUUGAAACGGGAGGCGGAAUACUUCCAGCUGCCAGAUUUAGCCAAACUUUUAUCGUCUGAGGAGUCCAAACUGCUCCCGGACGACCACAGCGAUUUGGACGAUGCGUCCGUGGGCAGUGAGCACAGAUUUUACCCGUCUUACUCUUUAGACAGGAGGUACGGCUACAUCACAGUGGCUCUGAGAGGAGCGGCGGGGGGCAAAGAAAGCGAGCCCGACCCCAAGAGUAGAAAGUUGCCGAGGAUCUUCAUCAGCAGCAGGAUUGCUUUGGCCAAGGAGGUCUUCGGAGACGCGCUCAACGAGAACAGAGACGCGGACCGACCCCCGGACCGCUACACGUGCAGGUUUUACCUCAAGUUCAAGCACCCGGAGAGGGCGUUUGACAUGCUGUCAGAGAGCGGCUUUCACAUCGUGGCUUGCAACUCCUCCCUGACUGCCUCCUCUGUCGCUCAUUACGCGGACGACAGGCUCUGGUCCAAUUACGCGCAGUACAUCUUCUACCGUGGACCCUCACGGUGGUCGUCGUCCCACUGCGACUGCUGCUGCAAGAGCCACAAAAGUGAGCGCGAGGGAGAAAGCGGCACUUCCUUUAAUGAGCUCUCCACUUCCUGUUCCGAGACCCAGUCGGAGGCCAGCUCCCCUCAGGGGACCGUCAUCCGUGGCCCAGUGAGUCGACGCCCCAACAUCCAGUCCUUGGACCGACCCAUGCACAAAGGUCCCGCCCACAUGAUGCAGCAGGCAGAGAUGUGGCGUAAGACUGACAUGCUGCGGGGCCGGACCUUUGGAGUCCGCGAGCGAGAGGCUGCCAAGAGGAAAGCCAAUAAGGAAAAGAUGACACCUGAGCAGGAGCUGGAGAAAUGCAUCCAGGACUUCCGUCGCAUUAGGAUUCCCGAUCACUUUCCGGAGCGGAAGUACAUGUGGCAAUCGGAGCUCUUGAGAAAAUACCGUCUCUGAGGAUGGAUGUGCGGGACAGGUUAUAAUGAGCACCCACAAUGACACAGUGUACUAUUAAAAUUGAUUACGACCACCAAAAAGAGGAGCUUCAAAUUUCAAAAUGCUCUGUAUUCAGUCUUAAAACUGCUCCACGAUAUUGUGCAUCCCCACUGAACGUACACAAGCACACAACUGUGAUCUGUGGUGAAACAGAUCUCUCCCCUGUUGACAUUCUAAUGUAUCUGUCGACCUCUCGAGAGGGUCCAAUGGAAACUGUGCAUCACAAGCAUAGUUCAUUGCGAGCACUAUUUUUAGCGAGAUUCUGCAGGGUCGCACACAGUAAGUACAAUGCAGUGUGAGUCAUUGAUUUGUAAAGUGUACCACCGUGUAUGAUAAGCACACGUGUAAAUCAGGUUACUCCUGUUGGGGGGCUCCCUUCAUCGUGUCGGAAGCGAUUUGAAGCAACAAAGCAACCUCAGGGGCAACAUCUUGUCCAGCUACCACAUUAUCGAUGUGCUCUUGUCCCUUUUCUCACUUGCGGAUGGUGCUUUGAGUUCACAAUGCUCCACCGAUAACACAAACUUGUAGUAGGCUUUGACAACGGCACUGCAUGUCAUUUCACUCUUAUCAUAAUUAUGCAAUAUCACAGAAGAUGGUGUGGUCAGAUGAAGAAAGCACUGCCUGGUUCUGUCUCCCAAUGGAAAACAUUUUGUCUCAUGUCAUUGUGUGUUGCAUUGAUGAUGAUGCUGUGUAUGUAACGCAAGUGGCUAAUCUUGGAUUGUAAGUGUGAAUACAAGCAAAUAAAAGGGUGACAACUGAA
This is a messenger RNA of Hippocampus comes (tiger tail seahorse), 2910 nucleotides long. RefSeq names its product BTB/POZ domain-containing protein KCTD16-like. Gene Ontology annotation, biological process: regulation of G protein-coupled receptor signaling pathway; protein homooligomerization. The transcript has 5 exons. Gene Ontology annotation, cellular component: postsynaptic membrane; presynaptic membrane; signaling receptor complex. NCBI's taxonomy places the organism in Eukaryota, Metazoa, Chordata, Actinopteri, Syngnathiformes, Syngnathidae. Bases 861 to 2111 code for a protein of 416 amino acids. Gene Ontology annotation, molecular function: protein binding. The record is from RefSeq and is a predicted model, not a curated record.